UUGAUUGGAUGUUUAAAUCCAGGUUAUAUUUCAUGAAAUCUGAUUCUUUAAAUAGGACAUUAUAGAUUUCUGCAGCACCACACUGAUAAGAGCAGCGCUCCUGUAUCCAUCCUUUUCACAAUCUGCUGAUUCUCGCUCAUCUAUUUGAGAUCUGCCUCCAACAUGUAGCCACCCGCGUACUGAUAGCAGAGCUCCAUCCAUGCCGUGUCUAAACAGCGACUUUUGCAUCCACCCAGCCGGCCGUGACACAAACAUCCCGUCCUGUGUUCUUUCACCAUGCUGCAGAUCGGAGAUGAGGUGGUGUAUUUCUCAGUGGUGUUUCUGCUGGUUGUACUGGUAACUAGAAGCGCCACUUGGGCCACCCUCCUCACCGCGUUUCUCUACAUCUUCAUGGUGAUGUUCCGCUUCCCUCCGGUGCCGGCGGACCGGGCCGCUCGAGUCCUGCGGCCCGGCGCUCUCUCCUCAGGCGGCGGCGUCCCGGUGGUGGCGCACCGCGGAGGAAGCCACGACGCUCCGGAGAACACCUUGGCAGCGAUCAGAGAGGCUAGUAGGAACGGGGCCACCGGAGUGGAACUGGACCUGAGUUUCACAGCCGACGGAGUCCCAGUCCUGAUGCACGAUGAGACCGUGGACCGAACCACCAAUGGGUCUGGACCAAUCAGCAAACUUCAGUUUGUUCAGCUCAGGAGACUCAAUGCUGCUGCUCACCACAGGAUGAAGGACAGAUUUAAUGUAGAGAAGGUUCCAACUCUGCAGGAAGCUGUGGAGGAAUGCAUCAGGCACCAGCUGACCAUCUUCUUUGAUGUCAAAGGUCAACCUGAUAUGGCUGUAUCAGUGCUUCAUAACAUGUUUAAGAAGUUCCCGGUGCUUUACAACUCCAGCGUCGUUUCCUCCUUUGAACCCAAAGUCAUCUACAAGAUGCGUCAGACUGACCCCCACGUGAUCACAGCUCUCACCCACCGGCCCUGGAGACUGAGCCGUUUUGGAGACGGCACGCCUCGUUCUCUGUCGACGUGGAGCCAGUUGUGGACCGGUGUUCUGGACGUCUUGUUGGACUGGGCCCACCAUCGCGUACUGUGGAAACUUUGUGGGAUCUCUGCCAUUCUUGUGCAGAAAGACUUCAUCUCACGGGACUAUGUUCAGUAUUGGGCAGAGCGAGGAGUGGAGGUGGUGGGCUGGACUGUUAACACUGCUGUGGAGAAGGAGUACUACCAAAACCUGCUGAAGAUCAGCUACAUGACUGACAGUCUGCUGGAGGACUGUGAUCCUCAUUAUUGAGCGAUACCACACAGCCACACUCACAGAAAUCAUCCCGGCUUACAGGUUCUCAAUAUAACCAAAUUAGAUCUUAGAAACUCGUUGGUUUGACAAAGGGUAUAAUUAAGAAGUGCAAUCAUUCAUUUCUACUCCUGCGUACAAGUAAAUAAAAACCAUACCCGAUUUAAAGUGGUUAAUCUCCCCUUCAAGGCAGCCUCCUUAGGAAGUCCUCUUGCUCUUCCAUAAAUCUCCUCUGUGUCAAAAUGGUGACCCUUCAACUUGAAUUCCCUCAGAAAUCUCAGGACAUUACAGUACACCUCAGAGUGAACAGUGUCAGCCUGGGAUGGGAACAGUCACAGCUCGAAACCUGCUCGGUGCUGCAAAAAUGAUGAGCGUGCGUGGUGUGUAGUGAAAUCAAAGAGGCACAAGAACGAGUGGUCACGACUGAAGUGCUGCAGCGCCUCACAAGGAGCUGACUUUUAGGUGGCGAUCAGUCAGAUUCAUAACCAGUGCAGAUUAUUUUUAAAGAAUAGCAACACACGUCAUUUUUCCUUUUAAUAAUCCUAAAAAUCGUAUAUAAUAAAGUGAGAGUGUUGAUAAUACUGAAAGAUAAAUUAUAAAAUGGAAUAAAGCUAGAAGUUUGGUGCUAGCUAAUUCUGUGAUGGCAACCAGUUCCACAGAAAUACACCGGUUUACAGUGUUGUGCAAAAGUCUUGAGCUAACACUUGUUUCUUUAUAUAUCUUUGAGUAAUCUUCAGGAGUAGUUCCCAGGCUUCUUGAAGGACAUUCAAAGCUCUUCUUUGAAUGUUUCUGCCUUUUGUGUCAAGACGCUUCAGUAAAGUUGAGGCUCGAGCUCUGCAGAGGCCGAUCCAUGAUUGAUAGUUUCCUAUUGUAUGUUAUCCAUGUUGUUUUUACUGCAUUGGGAGUGUGUUGGAUCAUUGUCAUGCUGUCCACAUCAUUCAGUCCAGUUCUUGUGUAGUUCAGCAUACCUCCGCCUUUUCUCCUCUUUUCCCUUCCUUACAAAUGGCUCCGUGACCGCCGUCCUUCCACCGAGACCAUUUGUGAUGAGCGUUCAGUGAACAGCAGACGGCUCAACUGAAGGUUCAGAAGCAUCUCUCAAGUUCUGUAUCAAACCUGAAUUUUCUUUCCUAUGUCUUAAGAAGAUGACUUUCACAUACUGUUCAUGUACUGUUCCUGCUCAUAUAUAUAUCUGCAGAUGCUGUAGAUAUAUAUAGUUUUUAGAAACUACUACAUCUUCUUUUAUCCUGCACUUGUCCAGCUUCCUCAAAUGCUGUAAGGACCGGCUGCACACCAUGCUGGGAUUUUUCAGUUUUUGGCUGUUUGUGAAUCACCUUGUUGGUGCAAAAAUACUUUUUUAUAUCUGCUAGAAAGAAAGUGCCUAAACACACAAUUUCAAAUGGGUUCUUUGCAAAGUUGUCUGUUAUGUGUAGACACAUACAAUAGGAAUUAUUCAUAGGUCAAGUGUUAAGUCCCUUAACAAAAACAAACAAACCGAAAUUAUUCCCCUGAAAAUGAUCAGGUACAAGGACUGGACUGAAAAUGAGUGAAAAAGCAGCCAAAGUCCAAACAAAAACUUUGAAAGACCUUCAGAAAGCCCAAAGAACUAUUGCUCAAGACCACCUUUUGAAAACUUCCAGUAAAAUCUGACUCUUCUUCUAGUUACCUGUAGCUGGCACACAGGCUAUACAAACAUGCGACACCAUGAAGGAACAUGUGCAGACUUGUCACCUUUAUUCUACUGCCGGCAGUAACACCUCCACCUCACCUGGACCAGGGAUAAGCAUUUUCUCUACCUGCUGUGCUGCUGAUCUUCCACAGGUUUUACUGCACCUUUAAAGAGACAACAAUGUAUGUAUAUAGUGGUUACAUAACAUUUAGGCAUCAUAUUUACUGCUUGUCAUGAUGACAUUGUCAUAAUGGUAAAAGAUCUCAUGUCACUGCUAUGUGAUGUUUAUUUAAUCCUGCAGCUGCACAAAAACACAAGAAACUGUGCUGCAUGUAAGACAGUGAUAAUAUGGGUUAAUUGUACAAUUCAAAAGUGCAAGCAGAAGCACCAACUCAAAUAUUUCUAUAUUGUUUUAAUGCGUGUGUCAAUAAAAGAGGGUUUUGUUUAAUCUGAGAAAAAGUGGGUCAUGAAUCAUGCGAGGUGACACACGCAGAACAUCUCAUUCAUUACUGUAACUCAUAUUUAUUCCUCUGAUGUUUCAGGUGUGUUUCUGUGUCCAACUGCUGCUAAUAGUUUCAUUUACAGGGUCAAAGUUUGCUUUCUUACUUUCUUAAUGAACACUUGAGUUGUACUCGUGUAAAGAUAAGUAAAAAUAUAUAUAUAUAU
Maylandia zebra (zebra mbuna) is the source of this 3610-nucleotide messenger RNA. RefSeq names its product glycerophosphodiester phosphodiesterase 1. Gene Ontology annotation, molecular function: glycerophosphodiester phosphodiesterase activity. Gene Ontology annotation, cellular component: plasma membrane. The record is from RefSeq and is a predicted model, not a curated record. NCBI's taxonomy places the organism in Eukaryota, Metazoa, Chordata, Actinopteri, Cichliformes, Cichlidae. Gene Ontology annotation, biological process: N-acylethanolamine metabolic process; phospholipid metabolic process; ethanolamine metabolic process.